Messenger RNA from Schistocerca cancellata (South American locust), 543 nucleotides. RefSeq lists its product as uncharacterized. Lineage: Eukaryota; Metazoa; Arthropoda; Insecta; Orthoptera; Acrididae. The coding region runs from base 1 to 543 and encodes 180 amino acids. The transcript has a single exon. The record is from RefSeq and is a predicted model, not a curated record.
AUGAGUGCUGCCUUUGCAAGGAGUGCUGCCUUCGCAAGGAGUGCUGCCUUCGCAAGGAGAAAUGCCUUCCCAAGGAGUGCUGCCUUCGCAAGGAGUGCUGCCUUCGCAAGGAGUGCAGCCUUCGCACGUAGUGCUGCCUUCCCACGGAGUGCUGCCUUUGCACAGAGAUCUGCAUGCGCAGGGUGUGGUGCCUUCGCAAGAGGUGCUGCCUUCGGUAUUAGUGCUGCCUUCAAAAGGAGUGCUGCCUUCGCAAGGAGUACUGCCUUCGAAAGGAGUGCUGCCUUCGCAAGGAGUGCUGCCUUCGCUAGGAGUGUUGUCUUCGCAAGGAGGGCUGCCUUCGAGAGGAGGGCUGCCUUCGCAGGGAGUGCUGCCUUCGCAAGGGGUAAUGCAUUUUCAAGUAGUGCUGCCUUCUCAGGGAGUACUGCCUUUGCAACGAGUGCUGCCUCCCAAAGAGUGCUGCCAUCACAAGGAGUGCUGCCUUCGCAAGGAGUGCUGCCUUCGCAAGGAGUGCUGCCUUCGCAAGGAGUGCUCCCUUCGCAAUGA